AAGCAGAGCGCAGAGAGGGGGAGGCAGAGCUGUGGUCUUACCAGUCCCUCGCUCUCUCUCUGGAGUUGCAUGCAUUCACAUUUCCACCCAGAAAGGAUUCAACAGUGUGAUCGCUGCACGACGGACUACUGAGCUGAACCUCACACACUCUCAUCACCUGAGGCCACUGCACUACCUCACCUGAGGAUGAAGAACUCGGACAGAGCCAAGGAUCACUGAGAGAUGAUCUCAGCAGGGUCAUAUGGAAUUUGACUGAGGAGCAGCACAAAGGAAGGGGGAGAAAAUCCUGAUGACAGAGGAACAUGGCAAAAUUCUCUGCUUAAUCAGUUCUUCCAGUCUAUGAAUGAUAAAUCUGUGGAUGGGCUCCGUCAGUCCGACUGGUAUAUAAGGACUCUGUGUGCAUGUGCGACUAUCUUGGUGCUGACCUUGGUGCAACACUCCCUGCCCUUGGACCACAGGCCUCUAAAGUUCAGAGCAACAAUCAAACAACCUUCCUUCCCCCCAUUUUCCACUGUCUCCCUUCAGUGUUGUGCAGAACGUGAGAACCUGACAAAGUCUCACAGGUGCGUUAGCCCCUAACGGGACUUUCAUAAUCUCCAAAGAUCAAAAGCUGAAUAUGUCCUGAAAAGCUGGAAGCAGAGCAGAGAGGAGGAUUGUUUUGCUGCUGGCAUCAUUUUCAGGCAGAGAUGACACUGGAGGCAACAGUUUAAGUACAACGGACAAUGACAGGACAGAGCUUUACAUGAAAGACGCCAUUGAUGUUAGUUCACUGCGCUAAUGCUGCAAAUCACAUGCACCCCGAAGAGGGGUGGGUGUGCACUGCACAGACUUUUACCACUGGAUAACUGAAACCAGUAUCCCUGAAGCUAGAGCUAGUGGAAGAUUUUUCAUCGUGUGUAGAAUUUCAACCUGAACAUCCAAAGCUGCAAAAGAGAUGGAUGAAAUAAAUGAACUUUACCAAGUCCGGAGACAGUGGAGUGGUCCGACAUGCUUCUAAUACUGCUAAGCUGGAGAGGACACUGCUAGGAGGAAGUGGCCUCUUCCUCCUAUCAAGAUAAUGCACACGUCCUCAGUGUUGAUGUCUGCAGCCACCAUGAGCAACACGACUGUGCUUGACACUGCUGACCCAUCUGAUCUUGACAUGAACUCUUCUGAGGCAAUAUAUCCCAUCAGCUUUCAGGCUUCUCUGACAGGCUUCUUGCUGUUGGAGAUCAUUCUGGGUCUGAGCUCCAACCUCACUGUGCUGAUCCUCUACUGCAUGAAGCAGAACCUCAUCAGCUCCGUGUCCAACAUCAUCACCAUGAACCUGCAUGUGGUUGAUGUGUUGAUAUGCGUAUGCUGCAUCCCACUGACAACUGUGGUGAUCCUGAUUCCACUGGAGGUGGACACAGCCAUGAUGUGCUGCUUCCAUGAAGCGUGCGUCUCCUUCACGAGUGUAGCAACUGCUGCUAAUGUCCUAGCCAUCACUGUGGACCGUUAUGACAUCUCAGUACGUCCAGCGAACCGUGUGCUUACAAUGGGCCGAGCUGUGGUUCUGCUGGGAUCCAUCUGGGCUUUAUCCUUUUUCAGUUUCCUCGUUCCAUUCAUGGAAGUGGGCUUCUUUAUCAGAUCUAGUUCAUAUCUUUUGAACCAGACUACAGUGGUGUCUGUACCUCAUACAAAUGAGUACUACACAGAGGUGGGUCUGUACUAUCACCUGCUAGCACAGAUUCCUAUAUUCUUUUUCACAGCUGUUGUAAUGCUGGUGACUUACUACAAGAUUCUUCAGGCUCUUAACAUUCGCAUUGGAACACGGUUUCAGAACAACUUACCUAAAAAGAAGCAAAAGAGCAAAAACACCAUCUCUCUUAGCACUGCAGCACAAGCAGAGUCAACUGAUGUUUCACAGAGCAGUACAGGUGUCAGGGCAGGUGGAAAUGCACCUUUGGGCAUGCGGGCAUCAGUGUCUGUCAUUAUUGCACUAAGACGAGCAGUAAAGCGUCAUCGAGAGAGAAGGGAGAGGCAGAAACGAGUCUUCAGAAUGUCCCUUCUCAUCAUUUCCACAUUCUUAUUUUGUUGGACUCCAAUAACUGUACUCAACACCAUCAUCCUCAGCACUGGACCCAGUGAUCUGACUGAUCGCCUCCGCCUGGGUUUCUUGGUAAUGGCCUAUGGAACCACCAUCUUUCACCCACUCCUCUACGCCUUCACCCGGCAGAAGUUCCAAAAGGUUUUGAAGAGCAAGAUGAAGAAGAGGGUGGUGUCUGUUGUUGAAGCUGACCCUACACCAAACAAUGUGGUCAUACAUAACUCAUGGAUCGACCCCAGGAGAAACAAGAAGGUCACCUUUGAGGACACAGAAGCCAGACAAAAAUGUCUAUGUUCACAGGACGCAGAGUAAUGGGGCUAGCUCAAAUGUAAAUAUGUCAAAUAUAUACAACAUAUUGCUAAAAGGGAGAUGGAAGGUAUUUAGAAAAAACAGGGGAGAAAAACUAAAGCCAAAAUGGUGUGCUGAUUAAACAAUGGAAUGCUUACAGUAUAUUGCCAAAAAUAUUCCAUAUUAUCAACAUAAAAUUUGAUUCUGGAUUUAACAGGAAGCCAAUGAAGGGAAGCCAA
Molecule: messenger RNA, 2595 nt
Organism: Oreochromis aureus
Lineage: Eukaryota; Metazoa; Chordata; Actinopteri; Cichliformes; Cichlidae
Product: G-protein coupled receptor 22-like
Exons: 5
Coding region: 1058-2380 (440 amino acids)
Biological process (GO): G protein-coupled receptor signaling pathway
Cellular component (GO): membrane
Molecular function (GO): peptide binding; G protein-coupled receptor activity
Source: RefSeq, a predicted model, not a curated record